Molecule: messenger RNA, 1692 nt
Organism: Aspergillus welwitschiae
Lineage: Eukaryota; Fungi; Ascomycota; Eurotiomycetes; Eurotiales; Aspergillaceae
Product: dolichyl-P-Man:Man(7)GlcNAc(2)-PP-dolichol alpha-1,6-mannosyltransferase
Exons: 3
Coding region: 1-1692 (563 amino acids)
Biological process (GO): protein N-linked glycosylation
Cellular component (GO): endoplasmic reticulum membrane
Molecular function (GO): alpha-1,6-mannosyltransferase activity
Source: RefSeq, a predicted model, not a curated record
AUGGGGAGAGAUGUCGUCUUCCUGCUGCUCCUCGCCGCAAUCCCGGCCCUCGUUCUCCUCCAUCUCGCCGCAGCGCCCUAUACCAAGGUAGAGGAGUCGUUCCACAUUCAGGCUAUUCAUGAUAUACUGUCCUCCGGGAUCCCGACUCGCAAUGUCUCCGAGAUACUGCGCACAGAAUACGAUCACUUUACCUUCCCUGGCGCCGUCCCUAGGACGUUCGUUGGCGCCGUGAUGCUGUCCGGUCUGUCGCAGCCAUUCAUCUGGUUGAAGGCCAACAUUGACAGACAAUUCCUCGCACGCGCCAUUCUGGGUCUCUUUAAUGCUGCCUCAUUGCUUGCAUUUGCUUCUGGUUUGCGCCGCACUGCCGGCAAGACCACCGCAAUCUGGUACCUACUCUUCCAAACUAGCCAAUUCCACAUCUUCUACUACGCAUCGCGAACCCUGUCCAACAUGUUCGCCUUUGGCCUCACCACCUUGGCCCUGCGAUAUAUCCUUCCAGAGCCCGUGAGUCCCGCAGUGUACAAGAAACGGGCCCGUCUCUCCCUCUACCUCAUGACCGUCGCCGGCAUCAUCUUCCGCUCCGAACUGGCCAUCUUCCUCGCAACCAACACCGUCUUCCUCUUCGCGACCCGUCGCAUCAGCAUUCAGCGCGAGAUUAUCCCCGCCGGCAUCCUUGGCCUGCUCGUCGGCCUCACCUCCACCGUCCUCGUGGACUCCUUCUUCUGGCAACAAUACCCCCUCUGGCCUGAACUCGCAGCCUUCAAAUUCAACGUCAUCUCCGGCCAAGCCUCCGCCUGGGGCACCCAUCCCUGGCACUUCUACUUCACCAACGCCGUUCCCCGUCUCCUCCUCAACCCUCUAACCUACGCCGUGGGAAUCCCAUUCGCCCUCUUCCAGCCCUCCACCCGCCGCCUCGCGGCCAACACCGUCAUCCCUUCCCUGUUCUUCCUCGCCAUCUACAGCGCCCAACCCCACAAGGAAUGGCGCUUCAUCAUUUACACCAUGCCCGCACUCACUGCCGCCGCCUCUCUCGGCGCAUCAUACAUUUGGACCCAUCGGACUAAAUCCCUCCUCUACCGUCUCUUCUCCCUAGCUAUGCUCGCAUCCACCUUCGCCUCCUUCCUCCUCUCCACCUUCGUUCUCCUCCCCGCCUCGUCGGCAAACUACCCCGGUGCUCACGCCUUGAAUACCCUCCACGCCUACGCCGAGAACACCAACUCUUCCUCAUCCCCCGACUCCAUCUCCGUCUACCUAGGCAACCUCGCCUGCCAAACAGGCGUCACCCGCUUUCUCCAACACCCAUCCUCCUCCUCCUCUCCUCUUUCAGAGCCAAUCAAACCCUCCUGGCACUACGACAAGACCGAAGAUGAAACCACCAAGUCAUCACCGACGUUCUGGUCACAGUUCGACUACGUCCUGGUCGAACCAGGUGAAGAGACGGAGAAGGUCCUCGGAUCCUGGGAAGUCGUAGACACAGUUGAUGGGUUCGCAGGGCUGAGGAUCGUCCGUCCUGGUGAUGAGGCUGUCGGGGCUGUGGAGGAGAAAGUGGUAGCGUAUGUGUUUGGAGAUGAGGGGGUGAGGCUCUUUGAGAAGGGAAGGGAGUUUGUGAGGAAUGUGGUUACGAGGGGUUGGUGGGUUGAGGUGAGAAUGGAGCCGAAGAUUAGGAUUUUGAAGAGGGGGGUGGAGGUAUAA